Sphenostylis stenocarpa is the source of this 1635-nucleotide messenger RNA. The record is from the annotation of a GenBank genome assembly. Lineage: Eukaryota; Viridiplantae; Streptophyta; Magnoliopsida; Fabales; Fabaceae.
AUGGAGAAGCUGAAAACUACGUUCCCACCCGUCACAGAUCCAAGGAGCGGUUUCAACCCCGCUUCCAGAAGCUUCCACAGCCUCAAGCCACCACUCCUCCUCCCUCCUCCCGACGUCGCCAUCUCUGCCGCUUCCUACAUCCAUGUCCUCCGUUGCAACUCGCACUUUCCGGACUCCUCCACCGCUGUUAUCGACUCCACCUCGGGCAACCGCCUCUCCUACGGCGAACUAAUACACCGCGCCGAAACCCUUGCCGCGAACCUCGCCACAGUUUUCAAACUCUCCAAAUCCCACACCGCGCUCGUUCUCUCAUCAAACAAUGUCCAAGUUCCGAUCCUCAGUUUCGCACUCCUCUCCCUCGGCGUGGUCAUCUCCGCCGCGAACCCUCUCUCCACGGGCUCCGAGCUCAAGCGCCUCUUUCAUCUAAGCAAACCCACGAUUGUCUUCGCAGUGAGUUCAAUCGCGGGAAAAACAGGCCAGUUUCAUGUCCGAACGGUCCUCCUCGGCUCGCCCGAGUUCGAGUCGCUCACUCGAACUAAGAUUCAGUCUCAGAGUCCACUCACGCCCCCCACGCCGGUGACUCAGUCCGACGUGGCAGCGAUUCUGUACUCGUCGGGCACGACGGGGAAGGUGAAGGGCGUGAUGCUGACGCACCGUAACCUAACCGCGAUAGUCGCAGGAUUCGACGCCGCUCGCAUGAAGCGCGCGGAGCCUGCCGUGUACCUAUAUACGGUGCCGUAUUUCCAUGUGUACGGAUUCACGUUCAGCCUGGGGGCGAUGGUGCUGUCACACACGGUGGUGAUAAUGGAGAGGUUCAGUCUGAGGGCAAUGCUGAGCGCCACGGAGAAAUUCAAAGUGACGCAACUUACGGUUGUACCGGCGCUGAUGUUGGCUUUGACACAAGACAGUGUUACAGACGAGUACGAUUUGACGUCGUUGGAAGGGAUCGUGUGCGGUGGAGCCCCACUGAGGAAGGAAACCGAUGAAGCUUUCAAAGCCAAGUUUCCAAACGUUUUCGUCACGCAGGGAUACGGUUUAACUGAGUCUGCGGUUGCCCGAACCACCCCGGAGGAGGCUAAUCAGGUGGGAACAGUAGGAAGACUGAUUCCAAACAUUGAAGCCAAAAUUGUGAACCCAGAAACAGGGAAAGCCAUGUUUCCACGUGAAAAGGGAGAACUGUGGAUCAAAGGACCUUACGUCAUGAAAGGUUAUGUUGAUGACCCAGAAGCAACUGCAGCAACUUUGGUGAACGGGUGGUUAAGGACAGGGGACCUUUGUUAUUUCGAUAACGACGGUUUCUUGUAUGUUGUAGACAGAUUGAAAGAGUUGAUCAAAUACAAGGGCUACCAGGUUGCUCCAGCAGAGCUAGAAGAGUUGCUCCUAUCUCACCCACACAUACUCGAAGCUGCAGUUAUUCCAUACCCUGAUAAGGAAGCAGGCGAAGUGCCAAUGGCGUUUGUUGUAAGACAACCUCAAAGUUCCCUUGGCGCAGCAGAAGUAAUUGAUUUUGUUGCCAAACAGGUUACGCCAUACAAGAAAAUAAGGCGUGUGGCAUUUGUUGAUUCCAUACCCAAGAAUGCUUCCGGAAAGAUACUGAGGAAGGAAUUACGUAAAGUUGCGCUCUCUAGGUUAUAA